AUGCGUUCGAUUUGGAUCACUGCAAUUAUUAUACUAUUAUUGUUCAUUACUGUAGGAAGAUCUGAUGCAACAUUGAAAAAUCAAACAGGUGAAGGUCGCCGUUAUUACUGGAAUCAACUGUACGAGAUGCCACAAUGGCAAACACAACAAGGCUGGGUACCACAACAAAACUUGAUGCAACCACAAAGUGUAGGAUGGGCACCACAACAAGGUGGAGGAUGGGCAUUACCACCAGGUGGAAUGCCAAUCCCAGGAUGGGUACCAUCAUCAAUGCAACCAACUCGGCCACCAUUUUUAUGGACUCUUUUUGACGACAGAAAUGUUUGUACAUUGGACGCGUCAAUAUUAGUUGUUUUGGAAAAUGAUGAAUCAACUGCGUCGGCAGGUUUAAAUGUCAAUGCACAACCGCCACCUUCGUAUUACGGUGGUGAUUUAUCCUCAAAUGCAGUAAGGAUGUCAUGUGCAAAUAUAGCGACCACAUCCACGCAAGCAUGCACAUCUUGCUGUAAAAUGUCUUGCAAGCAUUACGCCAUAAGCACAGGAGAUGUUCAUGGAUUUUUAAUAAAUUCAACACGACUCAUUGCUGGUCAAUUCCCAGAUAUCACGUUACCACAAUUUCAACAAAUGAAACGAGGAGGAUCGAUACCACCAUUAACCCUAUCACCAUUGCCACCAAUAUCCUGUGUGUGCUGUGGACCGCGACGUUUCUUCACCAGCUGGUCUCCUUCGGUACCUAAUCCACCGUCACAAUCAAUUUGA
Messenger RNA from Cercopithifilaria johnstoni, 759 nucleotides. NCBI's taxonomy places the organism in Eukaryota, Metazoa, Nematoda, Chromadorea, Rhabditida, Onchocercidae. The record is from the annotation of a GenBank genome assembly.